AUGACCAAACAUAAAGUGUUUUCAAAAAAGGCCAAGACCAACUUAACGCACCUUUACCUGAACGAUAAAAAUUUGACCAAGAUAAGUAACAUUUACCCAACGAAAAAUAUACUCGUCCUUUAUCUGCACAAUAACCAGAUAAGCAAAAUUGAAAAGCUAAACGCAUUCGCGCAUCUUACACACCUGUACCUACAGUGGAACAAUUUGCGAAAAAUCGAGAAUUUGGACAGUUUGAAAAACCUCAAGCAGCUCUACCUGGGAUACAACAAAAUAACGCGUUUGGAAAAUUUGGGUGGUCUCAAAAAACUCGAACAACUCCACAUCGAACGGCAGCAACUGGAUGGGGCAGUACGGUUCGACUUUGACCCGGAAUGUUUGUGUGCUUUGGCGAACCAUUUGAAGGUGUUGAACAUCAAAAAGUUGAAGCUCGCGAACAUCGACGCGUUGGAACCGUUGUGGAAGUUGGAAAUUCUGCUCGCCUCGGAGAACAAUUUCAAAUCUACGGACGACAUAACGCCCGUCAUAAGUGCACUGUACUCGUUGCGUGUUCUCGAUCUGCAGGGCUGUUCGGCUCAGCGCGAUGUGCACUAUCGGGAGAAGGUCACGGCAGCCGCUGGUCACAAGCUUUUGCUACUAGACGGCAAGAUGAUAUCGCAGUCGACGCGCAACUUUAUCAAAAACUUCCAAACCGUCAAGCUGGAAAAGCAACGGCGUGCCAGCGAAAAACCCAAAACAGCCGACACCGGCACGAACUCCAAAACGUCCUUCGACAGUGUGAACAGUGAGCGAAGCAACGGACCGACCGGUGGGUUCGUCGAUCCGUUCAGUGCCGUGCUGCCGCACAAGUUCCCAGGCAACUCACUGUUCCAGGUGUCGACCCGGCGGCCGGUCUGCACGCGAGUACUCCGUAAGCCCAUCAAAUCGCCGCUGCUCACGAAAACGAUGUCGGCCAACUUUUGUGACGAGAUGGUAGCAUUCCGCUCGAACGAGCUGCACCCGACGACGACCGUUGUAAUGCUGCAGGGCAAAGAGAUAAAGGCGGGGACGCCGGUGUUUAAGGAUAAAUUGCGUGCACAUCGGAAGAUACAAUCGUUGCCCACGAUCGAUCACUAA
Molecule: messenger RNA, 1113 nt
Organism: Anopheles maculipalpis
Lineage: Eukaryota; Metazoa; Arthropoda; Insecta; Diptera; Culicidae
Product: protein phosphatase 1 regulatory subunit 42-like
Exons: 4
Coding region: 1-1113 (370 amino acids)
Molecular function (GO): protein binding
Source: RefSeq, a predicted model, not a curated record